This is a messenger RNA of Hibiscus syriacus, 756 nucleotides long. RefSeq lists its product as uncharacterized. The coding region runs from base 1 to 756 and encodes 251 amino acids. The record is from RefSeq and is a predicted model, not a curated record. Lineage: Eukaryota; Viridiplantae; Streptophyta; Magnoliopsida; Malvales; Malvaceae. The transcript is spliced from 2 exons.
AUGGAAAGUGUUCGUCGUAGUUUUGGUUAUCCGAAUGGUAUUGAGGUAGUAGCAGCGGGCCGAAGUGGAGGAAUGUGUUUCGGCUGGAAAACGAUUGGUACAAAGGAACUUGGUUUACGUAGGACGGGGAAAUUUGAAAAUAAUAAUAUCCGGGUAAGAUUGGAUAAGGGUGUGGCUAACGGAACUUGGUGGGAUCUCUUCCCUCAUUUUCAGCUCGAUCACCUCUCGCACUUGAUAUCUGAUCACUGCCCUCUGUUACUGAGAACAGAGGCUUUGUUCAAUUCCCAUAGACCCCAUUGGCAUUUUCGUUUUGAGGCUUCUUGGUUAACCGAAGAAUCAUGUGAGCAAGAAGUUAAACGUUUGUGGACAGCGAGUACUGAGAUGUUUUUGGAGAAAUUGAAAGCUGUGAGUUUUGGGUUGGAAACGUGGUUUCGAAAGUUACAAAGGGAGAAAUGGAUUACUGAAAAACAAUUGAAGGAAAGGCUGGAUCAAUUAAAUGAAGCACAGUUGACUGAUGAAGUACUAGGGGAGAUUAUCGAUGUUAAGAUGGCACUUAAUUUAGAAGCUGAUUGUGAAUCAAUUUAUUGGGAACAACGAGCAAGGGCUAAUUGGCUAAAACAUGGGGAUAGAAAUACUACUUUUUUCCAUAAAGUUGCAUCAUGUAAACGACGUCGAAACAUGAUUAUGAAUUUGUGCGAUCGAGAUGGCAAUAUACAGGAUGAGUACGACCAUAUGAGUCGUGUGGAUCAUGACUAG